Molecule: messenger RNA, 2875 nt
Organism: Xenopus laevis (African clawed frog)
Lineage: Eukaryota; Metazoa; Chordata; Amphibia; Anura; Pipidae
Gene: znf484.L
Product: zinc finger protein 484 L homeolog
Exons: 2
Coding region: 1240-2544 (434 amino acids)
Biological process (GO): positive regulation of transcription by RNA polymerase II; regulation of transcription by RNA polymerase II
Cellular component (GO): nucleus
Molecular function (GO): DNA-binding transcription factor activity, RNA polymerase II-specific; RNA polymerase II transcription regulatory region sequence-specific DNA binding; RNA polymerase II cis-regulatory region sequence-specific DNA binding
Source: RefSeq, a predicted model, not a curated record
UAAACACUUUCCCGCAUUCCUUGCAAGUGAAUGGUUUCUCCCCAGUGUGGAUCUGAUGUGACGUGAAUUUCUUCUCACAUUCGGUACAGGGGAAAGGUUUCACCCCUGUGUGGGUUUUCUGGGGAGACUGGAGGCUACUAACCCUAAGGAACGUCUCCUACAUCAGCAGUAUCACACUGGCAAAGGGUUAAACUGGAGACACUUGGUUUUGAAUCCACAAAGAGACCCUUAAUUAAUCUGCCUUCUGAGACAAUUCAGAGUCGCACCAUUGGGGCAAGGAAGCCGGGCCAGUCCGUUCUUCUGAUCAGCUGAUUAAAUAGAAAGUAGUCUUGAGCCUAGAGCUGCGGGGGGGGGAGUUAUUAGAAAAUAUAUGGAUUAUAGGAAAGGAUCAAUAGAAAGGAUUCACAUCCCUAUGACUCACAUAUUGGUUAUAAGGAGGUCACAUGAUUCCAAACAGGACCAGUCUAUACCAGUUAGGAGGAGGUUGGACUGGAACAUUAGACACCCCCAUGUUUGGUAUCAGCCUGAUCCCCCACUUAUGGAUCAACCCAUUCCCCUAUUUGAAUUAUACUAGUGGCUAGUGGUUAGGGUUGCCACCUUUUUUACAACAUUUUCACCAGCCAGUGGUGGGGGUGGGAACAAAAGGGGUGGAGCCAUGGCGCACAAUGGGAGAAGGCAGCGAAAAUGGUAAAUUUUAAUUGGAUUGGGGGCGGGCCAAGAGGCUUUUUUAGGGGUAUUACAAAUUUACCAGCAGCUACAUUGGCAGUAAAUUAGUAAUAGUGGCCCAGGCCUUGGCAGGUGUUUUAAAAUACUGGCCGGGUGGCAACCCUAAUAGUGGCAAGUCCAAAUAUUCCAUUGCAGAAAACUGGCCUAAAACCCACAACCACCUACAGGGGUCGCUAAUCGUGACACUCCUCCUACUUGAUAAGGUAAAGAGGGAGGGACGGUGUCCCAGCAGGCCAUAAAUAGGUGGGGAGAUGUAACCAUGGAAACAUUGGGGACUUGCCUAUGUGCCCAGGAUUCCAAGUCUCGCCUCAAUAGGACACAAAGAAAUUCUAGACACGAGAUUGGGGACCCCAAACAUUGCAAACUUCACUUGGUACAAUUUCUGACCCUAGAAGAGAAGCGGUAGAGGCGAAUGCGUUGGAUAAAGUCACGGAGCAGUUGCACAUUCUUUGCUUUACGGAAAAUUCACAAAUUAUCUUUUAACAAAAUUGUCUCAAAACCCCACACAAAUCCAUGGGUGUUCCAGAUCCCCAGGGAAAAGUUCACUUAGCGGGAAAAAAACACAAGUGCCCAGAUUGCGGGAAAAGAUUCUCGGCAAAGAGCACUUUUAAUUCUCACAAGAAAUCUCACAAGGUGGGGAAACCAUUCACCUGCUCAGAAUGUGGAAAAAGUUUCACGGCAAAGGGUGAACUUACACGACACCUGAGAAUUCACACAGGGGAAAGGCCAUACACAUGUACAGAGUGUGGGAAAAGUUUUAAACUAAAUGAAGCCCUUCAAAAACACAAGAGAAUUCACACAGGAGAGAAACCUUAUGCGUGUACAGAAUGUGGGAAAAGAUUUUCUAUGAAGGCGGCUCUUCUCCUACACCAGUCUAUUCAUACAGGAGCAAAACCAUUCAUGUGUACGGAAUGUGGAAAAUGCUUCUCCCAAAGGGCCGGGCUUCAGAGACACAACCAAAUUCACACAGGGGAGAAAUGGUUUUCUUGCGCUGAAUGUGGGAGACGUUUUAAUGAUAAAGGCGCUCUUCAAAAACACCAGACUAUUCACACAGGGGAGAAACCAUUCACAUGUCCAGAAUGUGGGAAAAGCUUCUCUCUUAGACAAAACCUUCAGAGACACACGCUCACUCACACAAGUGAAAAAGCUUUUACCUGUACAGAUUGCAAGAAAAGUUUCUCUACAAAGGGCCACCUUCAGAGACACCAGGAGACACACAAGGGGGAGAAACCAUUCACAUGUACCGAAUGUGGGAAACAUUUCUCUACUAAGGAAUCUCUUCAGAUACACAACAAAAUUCAUACAGGGGAGAAGCCCUUCUCAUGUGCAGAGUGCAGCAAAUGUUUCACUACAAAGGCCGAGCUGCUGUCACACCAGAGAAGACACACAAGGGAGAAACCCUACUCGUGUAAAGAAUGUCUGCAAUGUUUUACUUCAAGAAGCCAUGUCAGCCAACACCAGAAAACUCACACAGGAGAGAAACCUUUCACUUGUACAGAAUGUGGCAAAUGUUUUUCUUUGAAGAGCAACCUUACCAGACACGAGGCAAGUCACACAGGAGAGAAACCUUUCCUAUGUACGGAAUGUGGCAAAUGUUUCUCUUUAAAGGCCAGCCUUCACUCACAUUACCUAAUGCACACAGGGGAGAAACCCUUCACAUGUACAGAGUGUGGGAAAGCAUUCUCUUAUAUGACGAGUCUUGUCAGACACCAGGUUCUUCAUACCGGUGAGAAGCCUUUUAUUUGUACGGAGUGUGGGAAAAGCUUCCCGCUGAAAGGUACCCUUCAACGACACCAAAAAAUCCACACACGGGAAUAAUCUUUCACAAGCACAAUAUGAUGGAACAAAGUGACCCUUCAUUAGAGAAUUCACACAGAACAGGAACCUUUCUCUGGUACAGAUGAAGCUUCUCCAGCCGUAGCUUUAUUCUUCCCACCAAAUCAUUCAUUGAACGGAUAAGAUGUAAUGACUUGUUUCUCCUCUAGACUUUCCCAUAUCAACAUCUGGCAGUUGCACCAAAGGAACCAUCACUCCAACAAGCAUCCACGUUGGGUUCUUCUCUGUUGAUAGAUAAAUCAUGCCGCCAAUCCCAGGCAUAAUGUGAUUACUUUCUAGAUAAUGUUUUGUUUCAAUAAAUGUGUAUUUUAUA